GAUCUUGACCCAUACAUUACAUUCAACAUCGACACGUUCACGACCUCGCGUCAGCACAUGUUUACGACCUCUACAUACAUCUCCUCAAUCUCUAGCAAGGUGCUGGUGACGGGUCUCCGUCGGCAAACGAGGAAGAGCUAAAGGCGUAGUGUGUAUUUACAACCCCGCCUAGAGGGAGAAUCCUCAACAUGGAGUCUGAUGCCAAUGCCAUUCAAAUAUGCGUGCGAGUUCGGCCGUGGCAUCCAGAGAAGGAGCAGCCGUUCGUCGUUCAACCCGCUCAACAGGCCUUCUUCCUCGGUGACGGCAAUUUUGCCAUGUCGCCUAGAAGACCUACGACCUCGGGAUCAUUGAGAGAAGUCGUUGAGGUGAUGGACCACCGUCAACUCGAUUUCGAUAAACCUGAACCUGGCUCUGAGACACGGCGCGGUCAACCUGGAGCAAAGCGGUACAAAAACAGAAGAUAUAUCUUCGACCAUGUCUUCCAACGUAAUGCGACACAAGAGGCUGUGUUCGAGAAGACAGCGAAGCCUCUAUUGAGCGGCGUGUUGGACGGUUUCAAUGCUACGGUGUUUGCGUACGGGGCCACUGGAUGCGGCAAGACACACACUAUCAGUGGAACGGCUGAGGAUCCAGGCAUCACAGUGCGGAUCAUGCGAGAGCUGUUUGAGAUGAUUGAAGAAUCCAAGGAUGAUUUCGACACUUACGUAGAGCUUUCCAUGGUGGAGAUCUACAACGAGAACAUUCGCGACUUGCUGGGCGACAAUUUUCCUGCGUGUCCGACCGGUGGUCUCAAAUUGCUCGAGAACGAGAAGGAGCGAGUAACCGUGGAUGGUGUCACUCUAAAACGGCCUGCAUCGGCAGACGAAGUCAUGGCCUUGGUCCUUCUAGGCAACCAGCGACGAAGUACCUCAUACACUGAGAGCAAUGCCGUGUCGUCUCGAUCGCACGCUGUUCUCCAAAUCAACGUCGGUCGCAAUAGCAAGGGUCACGAGGUCGACUUCGAACAAGCUGUCGUCCGACAGUGUACUUCUUCCGCGACGCUCUCAAUCAUUGAUUUGGCAGGCAGCGAACGCGCGUCGGCGACUCGGAAUAUGGGUACACGGAUGAAAGAAGGAGCGAAUAUCAACAAGUCCCUGUUGGCCUUGAGCAGCUGUAUCUCUGCUCUUUGCCAACGACCUAUCGGAGGACGCAGACCUCACGUACCAUACCGGAAUUCCAAACUCACUCGGAUGCUCAAAUUCUCAUUGGGAGGCAAUUGUCGGACCGUGAUGAUUGUCUGCGUCUCCCCAAGCUCAAAAGAUAUCGAGGACACACAUAAUACUCUAGUCUGGGCAGAUAAGGCGAAGAAUGUCUCCACAAAAAUCACUCGAAACACCGCUGGUGUUCAAGUCUCUGUUCAGCAAUACCUUACCACAAUAUCUCAGCAGGAAGCUAGGAUCAGAUAUCUCGAAUCAAAGGUCGAAGAAGGGACCAUGGCGCUUUCCAUGUAUGCCAAGAAGAAGUUGGAAUCUGCUAGGCAAGAUGCCAGAGCCGUCCUGGAUCAUCUACGCAAAGAGUUUGAGAAGGCCAUCCCCACUAUCAUCGAGGGUGCGAAACAAAGAGCAUUAUGGGAUCAAGCUGAGAUGAAGAAUGUGGCAUUGAAAGGGCGGAUGGCCGUGCUCCAGCCGGAGGACGAGGAAGAGAGGACACGAUUGAACGAGAUGGUCGAGAAAAUCACCAACACGUUUUCCGGCAACUCUUCUGUGCAGGCUAUGGUCCAGGACGAGUCAGUGAAGAGCAAGGCGCUGGACGCUCUGUUCAGAUCGACUGCGUCUCGCUCCUUUGGAGACGCUAUUGAGCCACCGGAACAGGACGCUUUCAAACUCAAGGUCCGAGUCAUGGAGCUGGAACUGGCGGCUGCUGUCUCUGCGGCAAGAGAGAAAGGCUAUCGCGAGGGAGCUCAGCAGUUCGCGGAGCAAUUCUCGGCCAUGAUCUCCUUGCUGGCGAGCACAAGCUCGACAAUAAGGGCGCAGACGCAAGCCCUACGGGAACUACCGACAGAAGACAGCCCGGGUUUGGCUGCGGUCAUCGCUCAGCUCGACGACCUCUUGCAGUCCUUAGAGACUGGCAGAAAGUCGAUAUUCGCUACGAACAAAACUUCCCAAUACACCCUGCCAGCGUUACCCAAACCCAAGGCUUUUACCCUGCCACCACCUCGUGUAUCCAUGACGGGCCAAGCAAGCCGUCGACGUUUCUCGAUGGCGCCGGCCGCCCCUCUGCGAUCAGCUCUCAGACCCAGGCGUCUCAGUGGAGCUCCAAUGGGUACGCCCAGCCGGAAGUCUCUACCCUCCCAAGCCGAUUCUCCCGCCAAACGUUCCAGCAGACCCUUCAAGGUCGGACAGGUGAAGAAUCGCACGCCAAAAAAGUCAUUCAGAUGGAAAGACGAAGCUGGAGAAGGUGAAAUAGAUGAUAUCAAAACCGCUCCCAUUGCGCCGAGAUUCUCCAGCUCGGGGGAGGACGCCUCCUUACAGGCGGAUGCGUCCAUUGGAUCAAGCGACGAAUGGAGGGAUGAACCUGACGAUUCGGACAGCGCUCCGCCCAUUCAGAAGAUUGUACCGGCAGCAACAAUACCUCCCAUUUCAGGUCUCAUUGGUCCACCUGUACCGGCUUGGAAACGCGCAAAAUUGGGUGUGAGCUCGUUGGGAAAUCUGACCUCGCUGGACGAAGCUAGAGAGAGUAGCUCAUCGCCGGAGCCAGCUUCUAAAAAGGGCCUGGGCCCACCUGCUCGUUCCACGAAUCGACCACCGCUUAACGCUCGACAUCAAGUUCCGGCCAUCACUUCGCCCUCGAUUUCGACAAUGUCCAAUCUUCUCCGACCGACCAUCGCCUCUCGCUCUCGGUCAUCCAUCAAUGUACGAUCUCAAUCUGAGAUCGAUGGCAAAAACGUGCUAGGCUCGCCGGCUCGUCGAGUUGUGUCGAAUGGACGGAUGCAACCGCCUCUUUCAGCCUCCAAGGCAAAGCGGAGAAACUCAAAAGGACCGUACAUGUCCAAGUCUGAGCGACUAACGUCGAGGACCCCUCUGGACGCAUCAUUGGGCACGUCAUCAAGUGGUCUGCCGGUAUCUCUCACGGUCGACAAACACCACAUUGAUGGUGUACCCUCCAUCAGCGUGUCGGACGAGAACAGAAGGUCAUCCAUGAUGCCUACUGUGUCAUGGAGCAUGCGGUCAUUGAGCGGGAACCUUGGCGCUCCGUCUGGUCCGAGAGCAUCUUUAGCUGUACCAAGCUUACCUCGCGGACCUAGUCUGACAUCGAAACCGUCGCUAACUAGGCUCAAUGCCAUGGGCAACUCGACCCGGGAUGCUGGAGAUACUUCAAGGGCGGCGUGGCGAUGACGCUUGUAGCUGGGAAGGGUUUGAUGUCGAAAGACCUUGUGCAUUAUGAUUUCUACAUCUGUCUGUACAUGAUGAGCAAUAUCGCCGGACUAUGCAAAGGACAUUCAAGGAGCUGGGAAAUGAAACAGCC
This is a messenger RNA of Kockovaella imperatae, 3504 nucleotides long. RefSeq names its product P-loop containing nucleoside triphosphate hydrolase protein. Gene Ontology annotation, cellular component: kinesin complex; mitotic spindle midzone; nucleus. The record is from RefSeq and is a predicted model, not a curated record. Gene Ontology annotation, biological process: microtubule-based movement; mitotic sister chromatid segregation; microtubule depolymerization. The transcript has 5 exons. The coding region runs from base 189 to 3374 and encodes 1061 amino acids. Lineage: Eukaryota; Fungi; Basidiomycota; Tremellomycetes; Tremellales; Cuniculitremaceae. Gene Ontology annotation, molecular function: microtubule binding; ATP binding; plus-end-directed microtubule motor activity.